GAACCGUGUGUUCCUCACAAGACAGGUAGUGCGGGCAGGGCACGUACAGGACACGGGUAGCGCGUGCAAGGCAAGGUGUCGGCUGCCAGUCUCAUCCCAGUUGAUUUCAACACCAAUCAAAACCAGUGGAUUCUUAAUCUUCGGAGCAUAAGUUGGGCUGUUGCACAUAACAUACUUCAAGGGACAGACUGUGAGAUACUAACAUUCGAGAUGCAGAUUUUGGGGGUUUUGGUUCUGAUUGCCUUGGCAGGAACAGGACUGGAUGCUGUGAAAAUACCAGGCCCUGCUGCCUCCGCAAAAGCACCUACAGCUGCAGUUGCACCUACAGCUGCACCAGCCACAGGAGCACAAAGCCUGCCGAUCUACCGCCCCAGCCAACCCGCAACAAAGCCCGCAGUCAACUCCGCAGCCGGCUCCGGAGGCUACAACCCCUAUCUUAGCCAUCCAAGCAGUCCCUUCAGAGGAAUUAACCCAUUGUUUCUCGACCCUGACUUGAUCUACCCAGAUCCUCUCAUCGACUACCCACUGGAUCCCCUUGGACAUGGUCUGGGUCAUCUGAAUCCACUUGGUCCCGGGGCACAUCUGUCACCUUUGGCAUCUCUUGGAAUUGGUGAAUCCGUGUAUGGCGACCUCCACCCAUCCAGUGAAUACCUCCUUCAAGAGGCUUUGCUGCGUCGCGCUUACGGAGCACCAAAACCGACCCCAGGCGCAGCCCCAGGAGCAGGAGCCCCAGGAGCAGGAGCCCCAGGAGCAGGAGCCUCUGGAGCCAUCAACAACGGAGGUUAUAACCCAUACGACACCUUCCUUGAUCAAUAUCUUAUCAACUACUAAGAAACAUCUUCACGCCAUAUUGAUCAGCGAUUAAAAUAUAAAUGUGGAUUUACAAUAAAUUAAAACCUAAUU
Haliotis rubra (blacklip abalone) is the source of this 903-nucleotide messenger RNA. RefSeq names its product translation initiation factor IF-2-like. The record is from RefSeq and is a predicted model, not a curated record. Bases 211 to 831 code for a protein of 206 amino acids. NCBI's taxonomy places the organism in Eukaryota, Metazoa, Mollusca, Gastropoda, Lepetellida, Haliotidae. The transcript has 7 exons.